Messenger RNA from Haliotis rubra (blacklip abalone), 548 nucleotides. Its product is annotated as calmodulin-like protein 30. Bases 117 to 533 code for a protein of 138 amino acids. Lineage: Eukaryota; Metazoa; Mollusca; Gastropoda; Lepetellida; Haliotidae. The transcript is spliced from 6 exons. The record is from RefSeq and is a predicted model, not a curated record. Gene Ontology annotation, molecular function: calcium ion binding.
UUCUAAGAUUGGUUCAUCUUAUCGUGGUCACAUGGCAGGGUCGGGUUUAGGAUAGGUUAAUAACAGCACCUGCAUUUCGUUGUUCUUGUUACAGUUCUGAUGCAAGUUACGUCAGGAUGAUUUGCCUUUUUGUGCUGACUUUCGCUUAUGGUGCUCUAAGCGCCCCGACAACUGCGCCGAACGUUAACGUGACGAUAGGUCUCACGCAAGCCUUCGGCAGAAUCGAUAGUGAUGGAAGCGGCACUGCUGAUGUUUCAGAAUUUCUGAAAGUUUUUGACAAGUAUGAUCUCAACGAUGAUGGCAAGAUGUCAAAGGCGGAGUACAUAGCUAGUACUAACGCGCCGAAAUCCUUUGCUGAAGCAGUUUUCAAUAGUAUUGACUCCGACCACGACGGUUUCAUCCUGAGGACCGAUGUAAAGAACGUCAUCCCCGCGUUCGACACCGACGGUGAUGGCGCCGUCAGCCUCGCGGAAUUCGUCACCAGGUACAAGCAGAUUUUCGCCGCGCUGCAGACCAGCCCGAUUGGUAAAUAAAAACUAGGAAUAUCA